UGUGUAAUUCACUCUCUAACGUCGCGAGCUUCGAAACCAAGAGAUAUUUGAUGAGGAUUAAAGAGCGAAGACGAGCGUGUCCCGUUCAAACGGCAGUCCCACGCGCCCACGAAUUCAUGUGGAGUGAUCAACCGGGUGUUAAAAUCGAUCCAUGGGUGUAACCCUCACGAGCACGUCGUGGUCAGACGCGGUCUGUCCCGGCAGGGAGAAGUCGCUGCCCGUCCAGCAGCGGGCAACAGGGACCCAGCCGGUCGUAUGUCGCAACAGCCAUCUUUCCCUGUGUGCUGUUCUCGUGUCGAUGGAUUUAAAGACGCUACCGUCGAUAUUAGAAGCGGCACCGUGUCUACUCCGGUUUGUUGGAGUGAUGUUCAGGACAUGUCUGUGAGGAUGGAAAUGGAUAUCAAUGGAGUGUCAAGAGCACAUGUCUCCAUCAUUCCUGCAUCGGAAAUCAAAGCGACAUUGAAACCGGAAGCAGAUAGACCUCGCUGUGCCAGCACCCCGUGUUCACCCAUCAGAGGUACUGUUUCAGGAUACCAGAUCCUCCACAUGGACUCAAACUAUCUGGUAAGCUUCACCACUGGUGAAGAUCUCCUCAAGCUUGCUCACAAGUGGUCAGAAGGAACACCAGAGAAGGGUACCGUAUCAGAGGCCAUGACCAGCUCUGUUGAGAGUGCCGUGCCAAAGUCGGUGGACUUGGGCAUCCACCGGCCUUCACGAAUCUGCAAAGGUAAAAGUCGACACUACCAACCCUACGACAUUCCUGCUGCCAAUGGCCGGAGACGGAGGCGCAUGCCCAGCUCGAGUGACACCUUCCUCAGGUCCUUGACCCACGGAGAGCCUGGAAGGGGUCUGAAUGCUCCACUACCGCUCUGUCUGCUUAAAGGAAAGAGGGCCCAGUCAAAGUCUCUCGACUACCUUAAUCUGGACAAAAUAAGUAUCAAAGAAUCAUCAGACACUGAGGUCUUACAGUACCAACUGCAGCACCUUACCCUGCGAGGGGAGCGCAUGUUUACCAGAAACAAGACAUGAAAGCACAGGUGAACGCCCUUUUUAGGCGUCAUUUCAAGCUUGGUCUUUAAGAAGACAGUCUGAAAUCACACAUACAUACAGUUGGGACACUCCUCACAUUAUAAUGAGGUUGUUGAGGAUAAAACAUGUAAAUUAUAUAAAUUUAGCAAUAACUGGUGAACCUAUUUAUUGACAGUCUUGUGGCUGUUUACUGGUCAGAGAUGCACUGAAACAUCAGCUUACAGCUGAUGAAAGCACAUAUCCCCUACUCUACUAACUUAAAACCCAUCAUUUCAAUUUAGUCUAAUCAUGGUUUAAUUGUUUAUCUAUGAGGACUUUGUUAGUGGAAGUUUAGAUUUUCUUUUCAUUUCAUGGCAGUGCAUACAACUGUAGAAAUGUAUUGAUUUAUUGCUGUAAGUCAAUGUUAAUGUGUUUCUAAAUCUCUCUUUUAUCAGAAGUUCGGCAUCUUAAAGACAUAAAGAAAAUGUAGUAAAAUAGUCACAAGCCUCAUGUACAUUCAAAGAGUUUUUAAUUGUUGUGUUUUACCCUGUUUAACCAUUCUUGUGCUGAGUUGAUCACUUCCAUUUUAAUAUGUUGAAGUAAUUUGGGACUUGUAAUACCAGGGAAUUUUCAAUUACCAGCUCCUUAGAUGACUAGCCAUCACAAUACUUAUACAUUUAUUUAUUGCUUUCAAUGUACAUGGGUGGACAAAAGUAUUUUGAAGUGUGUCUUUUUAACGAGUGUGUAUGUUGCA
Messenger RNA from Pungitius pungitius (ninespine stickleback), 1762 nucleotides. It is a transcript of the gene macir, whose product is annotated as macrophage immunometabolism regulator. NCBI's taxonomy places the organism in Eukaryota, Metazoa, Chordata, Actinopteri, Perciformes, Gasterosteidae. Gene Ontology annotation, biological process: negative regulation of fibroblast migration; negative regulation of cytokine production involved in inflammatory response. The transcript is spliced from 2 exons. The coding region runs from base 256 to 1029 and encodes 257 amino acids. The record is from RefSeq and is a predicted model, not a curated record.